This is a messenger RNA of Paramisgurnus dabryanus, 1930 nucleotides long. Lineage: Eukaryota; Metazoa; Chordata; Actinopteri; Cypriniformes; Cobitidae. The record is from RefSeq and is a predicted model, not a curated record.
AUGUUGCUGUUGAGACAAUGUAAUACACAGCAUCACAGAGGUAUUGCGCACGCCUCUGACAGGCAUUGGGUGUGUAUGUGUGUGCCUGCCUCCGUGCCUCGACCCACAGCCCAUAGCCUGAAUAACAUUAGGAGGAAAAUGGACGGAGUGGGUUCAUUUGGCGCUGGAAGAGCCGGGGCUGCAUUCGACCCUAUUGCCUUCAUUCAACAGCCGCAGACCAUCCUCAGAAUAUUAUCAUGGAUCUUCUCAAUGGUGGUGUUUGGAUCCAUAAUAAAUGAAGGCUAUGUCAACCAUGGCAGUGAGAGGCUCUAUUGUGUUUUCAACAAAAACAACAAUGCUUGCAACUAUGGGACCGCCAUUGGGCUUAUUGCCUUUAUAGCCAGUAUUUUUUUCCUUAUCCUUGACAUGAAGUUCCAGCAAAUCAGCAGCAUUAAAGACAGGAAGAAGGCAGUAAUGCUGGACAUUGGAUUUUCAGGUUUCUGGGCAUUUUUAUGGUUUGUCGGUUUCUGUUUUUUGGCCAACCAAUGGCAGCGCACCACUCCAGAUGAGCUUCCUUUAAACCAGGGAGCGGAUGCUGCCAGGGCUGCUAUUACCUUCUCCUUCUUCUCCAUCUUUACUUGGGCUGGCUUGACUGUAAGAGCAGUGCAGAAGUACAUGCUAGGAACCGACAUGUCCCUCUUCACCACAGAACACACGAUUGACGGCAUUCCACCCGUCCAACCCUACCCCACCGUCCCAGUCACCGAACCCACCGAUACAUAUCAGAGCCCACCCUUCACCGAAAACCUGGAAACCUCCAACACCGCCCCAACCUACCAGGUGCCAAUUUACUAGAGGGGUGACGGCUCCACGUGCAAUGUCUGAAUCAGUGUGGAUGGUUGGCACUGGUCAAACUGAAGUGGUGUGACAAUGUUCAUAGGUAGUACUGUUCUGUGAACUUCUGUACAAGAAUAUGUUGAUUGUGAUUUUACUUUUGUUUGGAAUAUUACAUGUUAAUUUACCAGUUGGAUUAAAACUGAUGGAGGGGUAUCUGUUUCAAUGUUAUAUAGGUACACAGUAUGUUUGCAUGUUAUAUUUAGAGAGCUAUGAAGUGCCAUGCAACACAAAUAGUAACUUGUUUAUUCAGUUUCCAUAAGACUGAAUAUAAAGUGCGAUAUAUGAUACAUGGAAUCAAUCAACUAAAGGAAGUUCUGUUUGUAAGGAUCUUUAACUAAAAGCUGCCAAAAUUGACUUAAGUGAGGUGUCUUCCUAUAGAGGGUUGAGUUCUGCUGUAGAUAAGCAUCUUAUAUAUCAAAGGGUAUCUCGGUGUAUAAAAAGAUAAACAUCAGUGUUUUGAUUUUGUAAUGGCACUAAGUGUGUUUUGUCUAGGCGUCAUGACAGUACAAAUCCAGAUUAACUUGGGUGGAUUUCUGUAGCUUAGGAUGUGUGAGUGUAUCAAACUAUUAAGGAUAAAUGUAUAUCACAGAGUUUUAUGUUGUUUUGAAAGUCAUUCGUUAUGUGACAUAAUAAAUUUGAUAAACACCAAAAUAUAUGUACUUAAUGAUAUGAUCAGCAUUUAAAAGAAAUCUUUUAUUAAUAUACAAAUUUUGACAAUACAACACUUGGUACAUUUUUAAAAUUAAGUAUAAUUUAAAAUAAAUGCCACUGGUCUGCAAAACGACGUGUUCGGGACUAUGAAACCCUUCAACCAGUUGUCCGUCGUUUAAAAAAAAAGCUGUAUGUUGACCAUCGGUGCUUCAUCUGAUAUGUGGUAGAAUUUUGGUAAUGUUUCUGUGUUCAGAGAUAUACACAAAAUACUAGUGAUUGUACUUCAAUAUGUGUAAAUGGAGUAUGUCUGUUGAAGUGGUCAGGGUCUGUGUGUUUCCUGUACUUUACACUGCACUCCUCCUAAAAUGCCUCAUGGACCAAUUUUACUUAAUGUUUCAGAAAA